AUGUCCGAACGAUCUCAGACCUCUCCGGGUUUUCAGCGCCCUCAAACUCCUGUUAGAGGCUCGCAGAAUCGAUCACGCGAAAACACCAGGACUGCCUCACAGUCCCAGGCAAACGAUAAUAUGGAUGGCGUUGAGGUUAGCCAAGACACCAUCUCGACAGAGGUAGUCAGCAGAACCCUGGACACCCAGGUGGACGUUGUUACUACCUUCGUCAAACGUAUUGUCAAUUGCCGAAGCGUAGCCCAACUGGUAUCGUUCGUUCCAGCCGUCGCUCAGGAUCAAACGAAGCAAAGCCUUGAUAAGGUAGUCAAUGCCCAUAUCAAAAAGGCUGCAGCUGCAUUUCUCCUUUCCGAGUGGAGAGAUCAUCUGGCCAAAGAAAGCUUCGACAGAAUCCCAGAGCUAAAAUCCCUUCGUGCCCCUUCCAUUCAGAUCAGCAAGCUUGCUGAAGAAGGAGGAAGCAUAACGAAAACCUUCGACGAAGCUCUUAAGGAAGCAAAGAAAUCGGCACUCACUCGCAUGAUUUUUAUUAAGGACAAAGAGGUGGAAGCCCUUAAUAAAUUAUGCGAGAGCAAGCGCAACUCCGAUCAAAUCUCAGAAGCAUGGAAAAGUGUAGCAGGAAAUGACGUUAGCCCCGAAGCUAAAGCCAUCCUAAUGGACUAUUCAUGCGCCUGGUCCUUGACUUGUUCGGCGGUUUCUAUUGGAGAAAACACGGCGCAAAAGCAGAUGGCCGUGAAGGCGAAAAAAUCUGAAACCGUGAAAAAUACUAGUGUCAAGAGCACGGAUAAACUUCCCGAUAAUCCAAAAGCUCUUGAAGAAUUCGUUAAAGAAAUAGCCAAAAGACAGAGACAGUCUGUAAUGGAUAAAUCCAAGGCUAGAAAAUCGGGAAAAGGACAGAGAGGGGCUGGUCCCUCGAAGUCCAAAAACCAGAAGAAUUCCAACAAGGUUGCGAAGAAGGACCGCAAAGGAAAAAACGGAAAACGCGGCACUUCCUCCAAGCGGCAGCAGAAGAAGCGCUAG
This is a messenger RNA of Bipolaris maydis ATCC 48331, 1017 nucleotides long. The record is from RefSeq and is a predicted model, not a curated record. Lineage: Eukaryota; Fungi; Ascomycota; Dothideomycetes; Pleosporales; Pleosporaceae.